This is a messenger RNA of Zophobas morio, 1966 nucleotides long. RefSeq lists its product as uncharacterized. NCBI's taxonomy places the organism in Eukaryota, Metazoa, Arthropoda, Insecta, Coleoptera, Tenebrionidae. Bases 143 to 1966 code for a protein of 607 amino acids. The record is from RefSeq and is a predicted model, not a curated record. The transcript is spliced from 3 exons.
AACAUCAAUAGAGCGUUUACAAAAAUGAUUUAAAUAGAACAACUCCAAAAGUAGCAGCUAGUCAACCGUGAACCCACAGUGAAACAUAUCAGAACAGAGAAAAAUUAGAAGCUUAGGUUUGUGUAUUCGCGCAGUUAUCACCAUGGAAGACAAAACCGGAAGUUUAGAAGAAAAUUUACAACCUCAAGGAAAUGCAUCUUUGACGAAAAAGAAUUUUCGGAAAAGAUCUGGAACAACAGACAAAGGAAAGAAGUACGAAAAUAUGAUAAUUGCCAACAUCGUACUUCGUAUGGUAAGCACCGAAAAAGUAAAAAACUUCUACGUUUCGUCGAACGAUGCAAAUUUUGGAGCCUUCGAUGAUGUAGUCAUUGAAGUGGAAACAAAUAAAGGAAUCCAAUCAAUGGCCGUACAGUUAAAACACAGCAAUAAACCAGGAAAUUUAGUUAUAGCACGACUAGCAAGCGAAAAGGGAGAUUUUAGUAUCCUAAAAUAUUUUAAGUCGUUCCAAGAGAUAAAGAAAAAACCACAACAAUGUAUUCUGUUCACGAACCUUAAAUUAAACAUAUUCGAAGACACAAAAUUUCAAAUAGACGGAAAACAAUUUUACUUGAAACCUUAUAAAAUAGAAAUUGCUGAUGAUAGUUUCAAACUUUCUCAACAUAUAAAUUACUGUUAUAAAUUUCGAAUUGUAGAAGACGAAGAUGCAGGAGAAGUUGAUUCAGAACUUCAACAGUUUAAGGAAUUUCUUGAAAGCUUUAGCCUUUACUCUGAUCAACAAAGUCUCGAAACACUUGAAAAUUCUACAGCGAAUGACUUCGUGAAGAUGUUUUGGUCGAAUCAAGAAACGUUCGAAAAAUAUCUGAAGAUUAUAUCUGAGUGGGAUAUGCAAGAAGGAUCAAAAAUAAAGUUAGAUAAGAAAAUGAUGCGACGUGCAGUUGCACUUUGUCUGUUGUCUCCAUACGUAGAGAAUUUCACUUCUGGAGAAGUAAGCGAUAGAGGGAAAUUUCUUCGAGAAGCAAUUUGUCCAUUCGACAUUACGCUGUUGGAAAACGUAGAGUGCGAUGUGACUAAACGGUUGUGGGGCGACUUGGACAAGAAUAUUGACAUCGAAGAACUAAACAAACUGAGAUCAUUUAAUCGUCUUUCUCCUAAUUGUAUAUCUCGGAUGGAAGAUGUAGACGGAAAUGUGUUGGCACAGUUGUUGUGGUUGAUCGAGAAACGUCCGCUGAUUGUAAAAGAGCACGAAAAUAUAGAAAAAGCAGUUCAACUUUGUCCGGAUGGAAAAUUCGUUUUGCUUGGUGAAGGAAAAUGGAAAGAAUGGAUGAGAGGUCGCUCCGUGUUCCAGAACUUGUUGGACUUGAAAUCCGAAGAUAAUUUAUAUGAAAGAGUGAUGCAGAAUUUUACCGUUUCCUUGCAAGGGAAAGCAGUGCUUACUCUGAUGGACGCGUGUGGAAGAAAUGAAGAAUUCUUGAAGAAUAUUAGUGUAAAUAAUCUUUUAGAAAUGAUGGACGGCGCACGUGUCAUAGACGGGGUAAAAGAAGCUCUUCCCAAUCCUUAUAUUGAAAGGUAUUUGUCGUUAAAUGUGAUAGACAUUAAUUAUUUAAAACAGGUUAAUCAUAAUACGGUAGUUAUUCUAAGUUGCACAGACGGUUCGAAGGAAAUACAAAAAUUUACAAAAAUUAAACUAACAAAGUUCGAUGAUUACUUAAAUAACGCAGAGUGUACAACUUCCAAUGCUCCAAUUUUCAUUAUAAGUGAAAAUAAAUGCAGCGAAUCUGAAUUUCAGAAAAUAUGCUCUAAAACACCAGAGUCCAAGAUUGUACAUUAUUUUAAAUUUUUUAAAAAUACACAUUUAGAAUGGGUACGAAGCAGAGGCAGUGUACGAGAAUUACAAAAUUACAAAUUAUCUGAUCAUUCUAAAAACGAAAACGAGUUUUGGACUUUCGACUUUAGCAACAGCAUUUGA